AUGUCUUUUAGCAACUAUGACGGCUCUGCUUACAUUGAGGUGACGCCGGAUAGACACGGGGCCUUCAUUGUCAUCACCGGGGUGAUCGGGUUGAUCUGGUCCUGCAUGAUUAUCGCCAUCCGGGUGUAUCUUCGGUUGCAUCUGAACCCGCCCUUUGGGUGGGAUGACAUGGCGGCGGUGUUUGGGACGGUCGUGGGCAUCAUUCAAACAUCGGUGACUCUGAGCGCGGUGCACUGUGGCAUUGGCACGCGAGAAAACCUGCUCACAACAGAACGGGCUGAUACCGCGCUGAAGACCCUUUAUGUUUCGUGGUUGUUGUACCCCAUCGCCAUCUGUUCCUCCAAAGUGUCCAUCGCCCUUUUGAUUGCGCGGCUGACACGGACCAAGCACCAUCUGUGGGCGAGUUACGGACUCACGACGUUGAGCUUUCUCUGGGGUGUGAUAUCAUUGUUCCUGGUUGCCUUCCAGUGUCGAGCGCCUCGACCGUGGGACGUUGGAAACGCCGACCAAUGCAGCGGCAUGUUCUCGCAUUGGUCGGUUAUUGAAAUCGUCAACAUGAUUAUCGAGGCUCUCAUCCCGUGUCUGAUUAUUCUGAUUGUCUGGUCACUGUGCAUGCCCUUGGCUACCAAGAUCACUGUGGUUCUUGCAUUUUCCUUACAACUGCUGGUGGUCGUCCCCACGAUCAUGCGAAUCCAGUUCCUGCGAGGCCUCACAUCCGCGCCGCAGGCCGACCGCACGUUCACGCUGACCAACUCGACGGUGCUCACCGAAGUCGUGAUGCACUUUUCCCUCAUGGCGGCGACGUUCCCGUGUCUGCGCAAAUUCCUGCAGGCGUUCGAUCUGCACAUGGGGGCAACGACGAACCUCACCAGCGAGGGUGAAUACACCGGCAGCAACACGUACACGCGAUCGGGGGGCGCUAGCUACGCGCUGAAGUCGAUGGAUCGGUCGCAUUCGCAGUCGCGGUCUCGGGCCAGCAUUGACCGUCGCCAAUCAGUGCCGUCGGGUACCAUGGGAAACACGACGAUGAUAUCGACGGUGGGAAGGAGACGCAGUGCGGAGAGUGAUGGCAGUCAGCGGGUGAUGAUCCGGAAGACGGAGGAGUGGGAGGUGUUGUCCUCUCGGGAUGAUAAGUAG
This is a messenger RNA of Aspergillus tanneri, 1137 nucleotides long. RefSeq lists its product as uncharacterized. The coding region runs from base 1 to 1137 and encodes 378 amino acids. NCBI's taxonomy places the organism in Eukaryota, Fungi, Ascomycota, Eurotiomycetes, Eurotiales, Aspergillaceae. The record is from RefSeq and is a predicted model, not a curated record. The transcript is spliced from 5 exons.